Messenger RNA from Monopterus albus (swamp eel), 1721 nucleotides. It is a transcript of the gene cnih1, whose product is annotated as cornichon family member 1. The coding region runs from base 179 to 613 and encodes 144 amino acids. Lineage: Eukaryota; Metazoa; Chordata; Actinopteri; Synbranchiformes; Synbranchidae. The record is from RefSeq and is a predicted model, not a curated record. The transcript is spliced from 5 exons. Gene Ontology annotation, biological process: vesicle-mediated transport.
GAAGAAAACAAACGAUGAAGGACUUAGAUACCUCCAGAAGACGGCAGUAAUGCGCCAGUAAGAGUAUCUGCUAGUUAAACACUCGCCGAGGAAGAAUUCACAUUUUAAAUCGGCUGCGAAGCUGCCUGCAUCAUCCGCCGAUCGAGCCAAGAACCCACCAUCAGAAGCAGAGGGAAAAAUGGCGUUCACGUUCGCGGCCUUUUGUUAUAUGCUUACUCUGUUGCUCACGGCGGCGCUUAUCUUCUUCGCUAUCUGGCACAUAAUAGCAUUUGAUGAGCUGAAGACUGAUUACAAGAAUCCUAUAGAUCAGUGUAACACACUAAAUCCGCUGGUGCUGCCAGAGUAUCUCAUCCAUUUCUUCUUCUGCGUGAUGUUUUUCUGUGCAGCCGAAUGGCUCACCCUCUGUCUCAACAUACCACUACUGGCUUAUCAUGUAUGGAGGUAUAUGACCAGGCCUGUGAUGAGUGGUCCAGGACUCUACGACCCAACAACCAUCAUGAAUGCUGACAUUCUGGCGUACUGUCAAAAAGAAGGCUGGUGCAAACUGGCUUUCUACCUCCUGUCAUUCUUCUACUAUCUCUAUGGGAUGAUCUAUGUUCUUGUGAGCUCUUAAAGUGGACGAUGGAGAAGGACCUGCAUGUACAGUAGAUGACCAGACACUACAGUAGUAGUGCUGGAACACUGGACCUGCUGGAGACCACAGAAACGCAUUUCAAGCAGAAGAACUCGAACUGUUGUACGCAGCACAGAGUGUCAAACACCUAGCCCGUUUUAAUAGAACAACUUGGUCGCAGUGUUCCUCUCACAGUGCUGUAGUUUAAAUUUUACAGAAAAUAAGGACUUUUUCCUUUUAUUUUUAAAUGGUGUGAUUUUCAAAUUUUUUUUUUUUCCUCCAUCUUGGUUCUCAACUAAAGUGUAUUCACAAACUAGGUAGAGAUUUUCAGGUGUGCAUUUAUCUGUGAGACUAAGCUGUGUGCUGAACUGCAUUAGCUUUUUCUGUGAAUUCGAUUCUGGGCUUUGUGACUCGUUGCCAUCUUGAAAACAAAGUGCAAACCUGAUUCGGUUCUUGCCUACAUGGGUAAAUGUCUUCAAAUAAACAUUUUGGGACUGAAAAUACAGGGCUGAAGUACAUAGGUUAUCACUUAAUGAGAUGUGUUGCACAGGGACAACAGUCUGGUUGUUGCUACAUCUGUUUCCAUAUGUCUUCUUUAAUUCUUGCUGAAAUAUUUUAGCUUUAUGUGUGAAUCCAGAAUACAAAGUGACGUGUGACCUGUUUCGCUGUGGACUUGAAACUAUCGAUAAACUCAAAGGUAGACUCAACCGCACAAGAAUAUAUUCAACUUUAUUAUUCUCUUUCUGCAUUUGAGCUUUGCUAGGAAACUGCCGCUGUGCCAUACUAUUCAAUGUACCUUUUGAAAUUAUACUUUUGUCACUGUGCAUUUUGCUCAUUUCAACAACAAAUAUGCCACAUUGGUAGGAACUCCAGUGUUAAUUUAUUCAAUGUUUUUAAUUUAGCUUUUUGUCUCUGGGAUAUCAAGCACUCCUUGCAGUGACAAAGGUUUUUAGAGGCAAGGCCAUUACACUUUUCCAGAAGCACUAGAACAUAUUUAUUCCAAUUUUAAAACGACUGUCACACGCAGUUAAACCUUUCAUGUAUCCGAUCUUGUGUCACAUCUACAAAAUGAGUUUAUUUGCAUCUAAAUAAACAAUCCUACUGUUAA